This is a messenger RNA of Paramecium octaurelia, 348 nucleotides long. The record is from the annotation of a GenBank genome assembly. NCBI's taxonomy places the organism in Eukaryota, Ciliophora, Oligohymenophorea, Peniculida, Parameciidae.
AUGAGACUUUAUAUAAUACUAAGCUUGUACUUCUUAUUAACUAAAGAGCAAAUGAUUUAUGAAGAAUGUAAGAGAGAUUGCACUAUGGAUUGGCUAGAUUGUGUGAGCGGUUGUGAUAGUAUUGGAAAUCCUUCAUUUUGCCAUAAAAAUUGUCAAAAGUAUAAAAUAAAAAAUUUAUUCAGUGUAGUGCACUCAUGCUUAGACGAAUGCCCAAAAAUAAUAUGUAUAGAUGAUUGCAGAAUCAAUUUGGAGUAAUGUAGGAAAAAUGGCAAAGGAGUUUGUGAAAUAUUGUUUAACCAAUGUGAAUCGAAUUGUCAAGACACUUAUAACUUAAAGGAAGACAUAUGA